AUGGAAGCCACUAAAUUUAUUGUCAAUCUUACAAUAUUAUUUCUGUUCUUUCAAACAUAUGGUGCAAGCAGCAGCAACACCAUGAUUAAAGCUUCCUCAAAUGUUACAUGUAUCCAAAGAGAGCGGCAAACACUGCUUUUAUUCAGAAAAGGCUUCACAAAGCAAUCAAAAUGGCUGUCACCAUGGACCGGAUUAGAAUGUUGUGGGUGGCGAGGAGUUAGGUGUGACACGAGAACUGGUCAUGUUGUCUCACUUAAUCUCUGUUCCAAUGGAAUCAACUCCACCAUCCCCGUUUGGUUAUCAAACCUUACUCGCCUCGUGCAUCUAGAACUUUUUAAUAACAGCUUCCAUGGGGGAAUUCCAGAUUCUAUUGGAAACUUAAGCUCUCUUUCUACCAUCGACCUUCAAUGGAAUCAAUUGUCUGGUCCAAUACCAGAUUCUAUUGGAAACUUGAGCUCUCUUUCUACCAUCGACCUUUCAUUCAAUCAAUUGUCUGGUCGAAUACCAGAUUCUAUUGGAACCUUGAGCUCUCUUUCUUACAUGGACCUUUCAGAUAAUCAAUUGUCUGGUCCUAUUCCUGAUUCAAUUGGAAACUUGAGCUCUCUUUCUCACAUGGACCUUUCAUUGAAUCAAUUAUCUGGUCGGAUACCUCCCUCACUUGGUGGCCUAUCAUCUCUAACAUACCUCUUUCUUUCUGGUAAUGAAUUGAAUGGGAGCGUACCUGAAAGCAUUGGACUACUCACCAGCCUACAAUAUCUCUUGCUUACCGAUAACAAAUUGUCUGGUCCUAUUCCUGAUUCAAUUUAG
Erigeron canadensis is the source of this 807-nucleotide messenger RNA. Its product is annotated as receptor-like protein 35. The record is from RefSeq and is a predicted model, not a curated record. The transcript has a single exon. Bases 1 to 807 code for a protein of 268 amino acids. Gene Ontology annotation, molecular function: protein binding. Lineage: Eukaryota; Viridiplantae; Streptophyta; Magnoliopsida; Asterales; Asteraceae.